GCUCGCCGGUCUUCCACGUUUAUCGCGCCUCUCUGGUUACGUUUAUCGGCAACUGUAAAAAGUGAAAGACACGACGGAUUCUGGAAAUCAAAUCUACCACAUUACUUCUUGUGAAAAGCGAGAGCGAAAGUGACCACCGGACAAAAAAACAAAAUAUCUUGCUAAUUAGACGACACGCCAUGGGCACAACAACAAAUUGCGCCCAGAAAUUAUGAGUCAACUGAGGGGCCGAGUGUUGGUUUAAGUGACAGUGCGUGUUAAUUGCCAGAGGAACAUCAUUCCAAGCGGGGAAACCCGUUCGUCGCUCAACAAAUGGCCGUGAAAAGCGCCGACUAAGGAAGAGCCGCGCAAAAACUACAAGGAAAAUUAGCGUCAAGCCAGCAGACAAACUGCACUUGAAACAAUCUAAAGUUAACUGGAAAAUGUAUAAACAAACAUAGAGAAGCGAGUGUAGACGAAACAACUUUCAGCCGCAGCCGCCGCAGCAGAAAACUACAGUUAAGGUUUUGCGCGGCAGAAGAAUCUGGCCAGAGCGACGUGUGAAUGCAGGGGAGAUAGCAGUUAGCAGUAAGCAGCUAGCAGAUACCAGAUACGAGAAACAAGCGAUAUUGCAGUGCAAAAAGUCGACGACAACUGAACGAAAGGCAGGAGAGAAAGAGGCGAGAGAGCGACCGGUCUGCUUUAAGCCUGGCCAUGAUCUUGGCCAGCCGUUUGGGCCACAACACGAUCAGUUGUUUGCCAGACGCGCUCGCAUGCGCACGCGAAACGCGCUAACAGGUGAUUUGCAUAUCCGAAAGAUACAAGAUACAAGAUACAAGAUACAAGCUGCCUUCCACAUACGAAACCGUUAGGCCGUAGGUGUGCCGCGAUGAAGUAAUUGCAGCUAGCUAGAUAAUCGACUAUAGUAAAUAGAAAACGCGCUAAAUGCGGCAGCGAAAUUCCAAACAAACGAGUCCAAAACAAACACCGCGAAGAAAGUACAUUAAAGCCGUUCGGAAGAAUUGAGCUGCUACAAAAAAUCGAGCGUCAAUCAGUGGAAUUGUGUUUGCGUGCUAAGCCGAGAGCCUCAUAAAUUGAUUUGUCAAUUGGCUAACGAUUUCGCCAAUAAAGCCGGCCAUUGUGUCAGCCGAAGAGACCUGAGUUCCCGGGCACGUAGUCCCAGCGAAAUCAGCUAGAUAAACAGUUGGGCUGCAGCUAAAUUGCAGGGCCAAGGUGGAAUUGCAUUGCCAGCUCAAUUGCAGGUUGCAGGUGUGAAUCAGCCGUCAACAGUGCUAACUGGCCGAGUGAAACCGAAAAACGAAACCGAGAAUGCCCAACACACACAGUGAUUUGCCCCAUAAUUGGAGCCCCGGUGAGAGCCAGCGUCAGUGGACAACAUCCUCGAGUAGAAAUCGCACCUGCAAUCACAGCCACCCAGUGAGCAUGGCCAGAUCAAAGCGUAGCUACCUGAUUUUCCUCCUCUUGAUCUGCCUAAUAAACGCGGCCGUCGAAGCGGAUGGGACGGUUCGGAAUGGCCGUCGUGGUCGCCACAUCUCCACCACUCCUCUGAACCACCUGGAAGUGGAGGCUGAUGAGAUGCAGGAGGCUGAUGAGACGGUGACCGAGCCGGCGACGGAUUCCUCAGCGGAGUCAACGGAACCGCCAACGGAAGAGUGGCAGCCCAUUGAGAACAUUACUGAGAUUCCGGCCAGGAUAGACAGAGUGGCCCCCGCCGACUCCCUGCUCCUCCGUCUGGCCAGGCGGUUCACCAGUGGAAACGAGCUGUGGGAUGGCCUUGUUCGCGACUGCUACCUGAAGCCAGACGUGUCCUGCUUCCAGAAGAACGUCUUCAGCUACCUGGACAACGCUCUGGAUGUGCAGGACGUCAAUGUGACACAGAGGCUCAAGUUCUUCAGGAACCAAGUGGACUACGAGGAGGAGAAGGAAAAGGAGGAACAUUCGGAGGCACGUGCCGCAGCCGGUGCGGAAACCCCGAUCGAGGAAGUGACCAGCGCUCUAUAUGGCAAGAGCAUUAAAUUCGCAAUGACCCACGAUCUGGAGGUGGACCUGCCAGAGGUUAUGUUCAACGGCGCCACAUUUCGCAUCUCGCCGCGGGCCAUCGAAGGCAACGGAAUCAUCGCCAAGCUGGAGCUCAUUCCCAAACAGGUAGUCAAGGCCCGACUCGCUGGCGCGAUAAUCCAGAAGAAGAUACAAAAAUUUCUACGCAGCAAACUGGUGCUGUCAUUCCUGGCCUUGCUGCUGAUCAUUAAAAUCAUCAAGAUCAAGUUGUUCUGGCUGCUGCCAAUCGUCAUCGGAGUCGGAGCGGCCAAGAAGCUGCUCCUCAAGUUCCUGCUCUUCCUGUUCCCGGCUCUUUCGCAUCUCUUCAAGCUGUGCUCGCACUACCAACAGGUCUACCACGCACCCGCUAAAUACCACCACCAUCAUCAUCUCAUCGAUCAUCACCACACGGUGGUUCCGCCAUGGCAUAGUGGAGAGCACCACUCGGUUCCGGAGAUCAUCUACACCCACCCGCCGAAGGGUCACCCGUCCGCGUAUCUCCAUGGAGCUCCGGUGCACGAGAGCUACGGUCCCGGGUUCGAGCACUUUGAGGGCGCCUGGGAGAACAGUGGACCCGGUCUGGGAUCCGAAUACAUAGGCGAUAUAAAUCGCGUUGCACAAAUAGAGGAGAAUGCGCAUUACUUUAAGCCCCACCCGGCGAACGAUGCCGGGGUCCUGCAUGCUUGGGGCCUGGGCACCACCACACAGAAACAACAGCCACACCAGCAGUCGCACCAGGCACACCAGAACCACCAGGCACACCAGCAACAUCAGGGUCAGCAGCAGGCACGUUGGCCACCUGCCACCCAGCAGUCGAGGCCACCCACGCAGCAGAAGCAGCAGUCGCAGCAGCAGCAGCAGCAGCAGCAGCAACAGCUCAGGCUUCAACAACUGCAGCAGCAAUUAAGUGCUCAGAAAGCACAAGCCUCUAGUCACAGUUUAAACCCAUUUCAAAGUCAGGACAAACAAAGCUCAAGGCCGUCACACUCGCAGCCCCAUCCGGUCUUCGUUCCGGGACACCAUCCACCUCAAAGUGGGCCAGGACUCUCGGCGGCGGCCACAAUUGCUGCGCAAUAUGACCCGGCGCGCAACAAUCAGCAGCAGCAGCAGCAGCAGCAACAGCAACAAAAUCAGGAGCCCCAACUCCCUCCCGAAUUGGCCGCCCAGCUGAAGGAGGCCAUCCGCAUUCAGGCCGAGCAGCGAAUUAUCCAGCAACAGCAGAAGAUUCUAGAGCACCAGCCAUUCGUGCAGGACGGACAGCCGCUGUAUCCGCUCAACUACGACCCCUUCUACAGUCCCAUUCUGCUGAAAAUCGACAAAAUCGUCGAGCAGCUGGGCGUGAAGAACGACCUGUGCAAGGAGCGCAUUGUGUGCAGCAUGUACAAGGACCCUUCCACCUACAGUCCGCACAGCAACUUCAUUUCCGCGGAACUGAGUCGCGAUACCAGCGAACUGGAGCCCGUAACGCAUGCGAAUGAGGCAGUGCGUCGCUUUUACCGGCUGAUUCAGGCUGCCCGCGAUGGCCAGGAUCAAAAGGACUGCCAAAGCCUGUAUCCACAGUGCAACAUGCCGGCCAAGUGAGCCGGAGGUCCUAAAUCCUCGAGAGAGCGAGACGCUGAAAGAGUACGAGCAACUUUGAAGUCAACUUUUCCUUGUUAAAAACCGAACUGUAAAUAGGAUAAUUAACCUAGACUAAGAUUAAUUUAUUGUUAAACUCUUAUUUAUUUAUUGAUUUAUUGUAGUCUAAGGUUCGCCUACCUAUGUAUAUUUAUUCUCUUCGGUCACCCAAACACUGCAUUAAUAUUCAUUCUGAUUUUGUUGAAAUUUGCUUACACAUUAUUCACUAGAAUCGGCUGCGGUCAGGACACUUUUUAAAUUUGAAACACACGUGAAUUUCACACGAAUAUUUCACAGAUCAUUUACUAAAAAUAAAAAAAAAAUGAAAUCAGAAUAUUUAUUAAUUGACGGUCAAACGGGUGAGCCUGAAAAUUCAAUUAGUCAAUACACAAAAAUUGUUAUUAGAGUUUUUGUCGCCAACACAUAAAAUGAAAAAUAAAUUGAAAUUGUGUUAUACCUA
Molecule: messenger RNA, 4114 nt
Organism: Drosophila ficusphila
Lineage: Eukaryota; Metazoa; Arthropoda; Insecta; Diptera; Drosophilidae
Gene: Osi17
Exons: 10
Coding region: 1309-3618 (769 amino acids)
Source: RefSeq, a predicted model, not a curated record